GGCUGGGCCGGGCCGGCGGCGGGCGCGGAGCUGGCGGGAGCGGCUGCCCGGCGCGGUGCCCCGGCCUGGGGUGAGCAUGCUGCCCUAGUGCUGGGGCUAUGUCGGAGGCGGCCCGGAGCCUCCUGCAGCGCUGGGGCGCCAGCUUCAGGAAAGGCACCGACUUCGACUCCUGGGGGCAGCUGGUGGAGGCGAUCGACGAGUACCAGAUAUUAGCAAGGCAUCUACAAAAAGAGGCUCAGUCUCAGCACAACAACUCGGAGUUCACAGAAGAUCAAAAGAAAACCAUAGCUAAAAUUGCAACAUGCUUGGAGCUGAGAAGUGCAGCUUUACAGUCCACCCAAUCACAGGAUGAAUUUAAGCUCGAGGAUCUGAAGAAGUUGGAACCAAUCCUAAAGAAUAUCCUCACUUACAAUAAGGAGUUCCCCUUUGAUGUUCAGCCUGUCCCAAUCAGAAAGAUUUUAGCACCUGGAGAAGAGGAGCACUUGGAGUUUGAGGAAGAUGAUGAGGAAGGAGGAGCUGGAGCGGGGUCUCCAGACUCUUUUCCUGCUAGAGUUCCAGGAGCCAAUGAAGGUACUUUAUUACCCAGAUUGCCAUCUGAACCCGGGAUGACUUUACUUACCAUCACCAUAGAGAAAAUUGGUCUGAAAGAUGCUGGGCAAUGCAUUGAUCCUUACAUCACAGUCAGUGUAAAGGAUUUGAAUGGGAUAGAUCUGACUCCUGUGCAAGAUACUCCUGUGGCUUUGAGGAAGGAGGACACGUAUGUCCAUUUUAAUGUGGACAUCGAGAUUCAGAAACACAUUGAAAAACUAACAAAAGGUGCAGCUAUUUUCUUUGAAUUCAAACACUACAAGCCUAAGAAAAGGUUUACUAGCACCAAGUGCUUUGCCUUCAUGGAGAUGGAUGAAAUUAAACCGGGGGCAAUUGUAAUAGAACUGUACAAAAAACCCACUGACUUCAAAAGGAAGAAAUUGCAACUGUUGACCAAGAAACCACUUUACCUUCACCUCCAUCAAACAUUGCACAAGGAAUGACUCUAGUUGUGCGACUUCUGUGAACUGAACGCCAGUCCUAGUAGCUGUGUGCCAUAGCCUUGCCCUUCGAGGGGCAGGAAGCCGAGUGGAUUGAUGCCAGUAAGGACAGAGGGGCCCAUCAGUCACACCUGCACAGCACUGCCUGGGGCUGGGGCCAGCCCCACAUUCCAGCCCAAGAUCUUUUCAGUACCUUCCUUCCCCAUACAGGCUUCUCCCAGAGCCCCAAAAUACGUUGACUGCUUUUCCUAAUUUUGCUGUUCAUCACUUUUUUUAUCUUAACCGUUAUUAUCCUUUUGCCUCGAGCUCCACCUGAGGAUGGAGAAUGCCCCUUUGCCAAACCUGUAGCAAUAAAGAUGUGGCAGGCCUACUAACUGUUGACACUCGCUGUGCCAUUGCAGUUCCUCUCUUCUGCAUUUUGGAGUCCUCUGUAGCAGGUGGGGUGGCAGGAGACGGGGAGCAAGAUGAGGUGGGGCAGGAAGGAGCUUGAGGUAAAGCAAGUUGUUUGAAGUGAGAGAGAAGGAGGAUGGGUCAAGUGGGUGGCCGCAGAAGAGCUGCUGUUGGCUUUUCUGCUUUGGCCAGGCCAGGAGGAGGACAAGUACAGAUGAGAGAACCCCGAACUAUGAUUUCGACAGCCUUGCCUGAUCCACUCAUACUGAGUUUUGGGUACAUGUUACAAUCCUUCAGAUCACUGUCACUCUCUCAAAGAGUUAAUUUUUGUGUAUCUUGUCACAGAGUGAUUUGCCAAGGUGGGUGGGGAAUGGAGAGAGGCUUCCUCCUCAUGGCAGUGGGCAUCUCACCAGUUCUGUGAGAGCAGGACAGGCCCCUCAGUUCAAGCCUCAACUUUCCAGAGUUUUUGGUAAAGUAGAUCUGGCUAACAGGUUGACCCACCUUUUACGUGAAACUGCUGUUCUCAUGAAAACUGAUUAGAUGCAGUUUUCUGCAUUAUUUUGUGCAAGUCUGGAAACUAAAAAUUACCUUUAUAUGUAAGUAGAUAGGAUUAUCAUUUAUUUUCUAUAUUUUUGAUUUGGUGUGUAAUAAGCUGCAGGACACUGGCUUAUUCCAACACACUUGCCUUCACCUUUUCACCUAAUAAAGGGACAGAAGUAGAACCCAGUCCAAUCUUUCAUAUAUUUGUGUGGAUAUUUAAUAUACUACCUUAAGGUUUGAUGCAUUUCUUUGCAUAUCUAACUAGUGCCUAAAUACUCUGCUAUGCUAACAAAAGACCCACCUCCUAAAAUGCCAUUGAAUAUUAGGUUUUAAACAGUCUUGAUGUAGAUGCAUCACCCAUUCUUCUCUUCUGGCCACGAUGAGAAGAUGAUGAGAUGAUUCUUUAACCCCAAGAUGUUACAUUAUGCUUUGAUAGAUGGGAUGUUACUUUUCCUUUUUUGUCUGACUGCAGGCAGGUCUUCAUCAUUGAUGGUUUUAUGGGACUGGUUAGGACAAAAAACUGAUUUUUUGAGUGUCCUAAUCUUUUUGCCUUCCUUCUGUUGUGGUUUAAUUAGGGAUGUCAUUGAGGUGUCAGGACAAAAGUCAGCUGCCCUUCCUCAAAUUCCACUACUGCAUGGAAGGGGGAAAAGUGCAAUUGAAUUUUCCUGUUUCUGGGUCUUUACCCCGCCGCCAUGGUCUUAUAUAUGUGAAGUAGCAAGCCCUGGACUGAUACCCCUAUGCAUUUAGGGGAUGUAGCUCUGGAGGCAGCCUUCUUGAUACCGGGCUCAAGGAUACAAUAAUAACUUGUAAAAAAUCAUCCUUUGGAGUCCGCAAAAGGCUGGAGCAAAGUGUUAGUCCAUGGCUGCACAUACCGGGGAGCUUGGGCCCUAGGGCUGCUACCUGUCCCUGGCUGGCUCAGGUCCCUGCCUGAGCUCCUGCGAACCGAGAGCAGCACUUGUGCCUGGGCCAGGGCUGGGGCUCUGUGCCGCCCUCUUGUGGCUGCCGGGGAGAAAGCACAGCUGUGGCCACCCGUGCUUGGCCCUGAGCGCCUGCCUCAGCCCCUCCCGCUGCGCAGGGGAAGGGAGGAGACCCCACUAUCAGCCGGCUUGGUGCUGGGGAAGGGAAGGGCCCGAACUGAGCGAACCCGACUUUCAAGCACAGAUGUUCCUCAAUGUGCCUACGCAACUCCACCAUUUCCCCUUGAAUUACAAAUCCACCCUGCCUCCGCCCCAGUUUCUAGAGAUCUGUGUUAACUCCUUCUAUGAAAUGUCAACUUUGAAGUGUUUUUUGUUAAAUACACAAGUAGAGCUUUGUAUUUAACUAAUUGUGGAUUCAUGGCUGUAGAGUGUGAAUUACUUUUUAUAAAGCUGCUUCUGUCCUUUGUGUGUUUCCUAGGACCUGCCUUUCAGGGAGAGGGGUGCUCCUCUCCCUCACACUUCUUGUACCAUUUUAUGCUUUAGCCAUGUUCUAUCUUGUCUGUUGUCUGAAAGCUAAAGCUCAAGCCUUGUACUGUAAAGAUGUAACACAGAGGGGGCAAGUCAGAUGGCUGCUUGUACAGUGCCAGUAAAGCUGUAAUGGCCUCUCAGGA
Messenger RNA from Colius striatus (speckled mousebird), 3546 nucleotides. RefSeq names its product axin interactor, dorsalization associated (gene AIDA). The transcript is spliced from 11 exons. Gene Ontology annotation, cellular component: membrane. Bases 99 to 1031 code for a protein of 310 amino acids. Gene Ontology annotation, molecular function: phosphatidylinositol binding. The record is from RefSeq and is a predicted model, not a curated record. Gene Ontology annotation, biological process: determination of ventral identity. Lineage: Eukaryota; Metazoa; Chordata; Aves; Coliiformes; Coliidae.